GGUACUAUGGUACUAACGUCGCGUGCACCAGGCACUGUGCGUGUCCUCGUUCGCCGUUCGCCGGCUUUCACGAGCGGCUCGAUAUAGCGCGCGAGCGACUCGCUCGGAUCGCUCGACGCGGAAGCCCGGUGACGACGUAGGACGCAAACGUCAGCAGCCGUCGCUGUCACUGGGAUCCCCGAAUGGAGUGAUCGAGGAAGCGGCAUAAGUCGUCGUCGUCGAGGAGAUCACGGACGCGGUAAACGAGGUAAACAGACAUUCGACACGGGAUUAACAACAUGGGCCUCAAGGACUUCCGGAUAGCCUUCGAUAACCAGUGGAGCACGUACUACCCUGGGCAAACGGUGACGGGCAACAUCUUCGUCGUUCUCGACAGCACGAAGAAAAUUCGUGGUAUAAGCGUGAAGGUAAAGGGCGAGGCGAACACCCAAUGGUCGACCGGCGGACAACGGAUGGACGAGAAUGGAGAAUAUCGGGACGAAAGUCAGACCGUCACGGCGCACGAAGAGUAUUUCGAAACGAAGUACUAUUUGGUCGGAUCCGCCUCGGGUGGAGAGAUUGAGAUACAAUCGGGUGAACACAAGUUUCCAUUUACUUGUACCUUACCGCACAACUUGCCGAGCAGCUUCGAAUCGGACUACGGAUACGUCCGCUACACCGUCAAAUCUACGCUGGAUCGACCCUGGAAAUUCGACCAAGAUGUCAAGAGUCCUUUCACAGUCAUCUCGCCUUUGGAUUUGAACCAGGAGCCGAGAGCAACGGAGCCGGUGCAGGGAGAGAUGAGCAAGACAUUUUGUUGCUUGUGUUGCGGCACGCCGCCGUUGACCGUGAAUUUUUCGCUUCCGGUACGAGGCUACGUGCCAGGACAGUCCAUGCCGAUAAAGAUAAAUGUAGAGAAUUUGUCGGGCGUCGUCGUGAGCAGAGUCAAAUUAAUAUUGGCUAAGGUCGUGACCUUUCGUGCUACCAGGCCGCACUUGGACAGCAAAACGGAAGAGAUCGUGGUGAGGGAGGUCAGUAAAGGACCGAUCGAGGGCGGUGGGAGGGUCGAUUACGAGCAACAUCUGGACAUUCCGCCCCUGCCGCCGUCGAACCUCGCCAAUUGCGGCAUUAUCGAUCUCGAGUAUAAUUUGAAGGUGGAAGCGUGCGUCGAAGGAUGGUAUCAUCGGAACCUAUCUGAAAAUACGCUUAUCUUUGUGGGCACGGUUCCGCUGGCCGUUUAUCAUGCCCCGAGCGCUCCACCUGCCGCUGAUACGGAUUAUCCAACGAAGCCGCCUGAAGCCGGUUUCGUCAUACCUUCGGCGAAUAAUGCGAUGCCUCCGCUACCGGAAUCUCAACUAUAUCCGAACUUACCUCCGCCAUCCUUCGAGGAGUCGAUUCAAGGCGCCAGGAAUCUUCGCGAACGCGGGGAAUCGGAAUACGUCUACGGCCUAGAUAAUCGUUUCGCACCGAAAUACCCAGUUUACAAUUUUGCACCCGCACAGUAAUGAGUGAGAGAAAAAGAGAGAGAAGGAGAGAAAUCGCUGUUUUGAGGUUAUUUUUGAUAAAAAUGAUUGAAGCGCGCUCGUUCUAUAAAAUUUCCUAUAAAAUGGCUACAUUAUAUUUAUCGUUCUAUAAAAUUGUCGAUAAAGUCUCGAAAGAAGUGCAAAGUAAUUCGUGAAGUAGCCGCAUUCAGUCUGCAAAUAGCCAGUCCUAAUCAGUGCUUAAGCGACGUGUGUGAUUUAAAGCGCACAAUUUUUAGCAGGUAGAAUCAUACGAAUAACGCCUUUUUUAACUGGCAUUUAUAUUUUUUUACGCGUAAUGAGAUUACGAGAGAGAGAGAGAGAGAGAGAGAAGGAGAGAGAGAGAGAGCAACGAAUGAGAAUCAAAUUUUCGUGUCUUAUGGUACGAUAUUACUCACAUUAGAAAUAUAUACAAUUAAAUAUACACGCAGUAUGCAAGAAGUGAUACGAGUAAGUAUAUCGUAUCAUGAGGCAAAUACUUGAGCUCGGUGAUCAUCGCAUUGACAAAUUUGUAAGCGCCCGAUUUCCCGAUGCAACGCUACUUGUAAGCGCAUUGUACUCAAGUAUCGCUCUGUGUAGUCAUAAGCGGAAAAUACAUUUCUAAAAUUUUAAAAUAA
Messenger RNA from Dinoponera quadriceps, 2116 nucleotides. RefSeq names its product arrestin domain-containing protein 3. The record is from RefSeq and is a predicted model, not a curated record. Gene Ontology annotation, cellular component: cytoplasm. Gene Ontology annotation, biological process: protein transport. The transcript has 7 exons. The coding region runs from base 279 to 1484 and encodes 401 amino acids. NCBI's taxonomy places the organism in Eukaryota, Metazoa, Arthropoda, Insecta, Hymenoptera, Formicidae.